Musa acuminata subsp. malaccensis (wild Malaysian banana) is the source of this 2771-nucleotide messenger RNA. Its product is annotated as cell division cycle protein 48 homolog. Gene Ontology annotation, molecular function: ATP hydrolysis activity; ATP binding; polyubiquitin modification-dependent protein binding. Gene Ontology annotation, biological process: retrograde protein transport, ER to cytosol; autophagosome maturation; mitotic spindle disassembly. Gene Ontology annotation, cellular component: cytosol; VCP-NPL4-UFD1 AAA ATPase complex; nucleus. The record is from RefSeq and is a predicted model, not a curated record. Lineage: Eukaryota; Viridiplantae; Streptophyta; Magnoliopsida; Zingiberales; Musaceae.
CUCUCUGCCUUCGUCUUUGCCCCGUUUCUUUGGAUAUUGCGUCUGCCCUUUGCUUUCCGCGCUCGGUCGUUUGUGGAUCUCGAUCUGAUGGCGAACAAGGGCGAUGCCUCCUCUUCCGAUCCUAAGGGUAAGAAAGAUUAUAGCACGGCGAUCCUCGAGAAGAAGAAGGCCCCUAACCGUUUGAUCGUGGAUGAGGCGGUUAAUGAUGAUAAUUCGGUGGUCUCGAUGAAUCCCGAGACGAUGGAGAAACUACAGCUCUUUCGAGGCGAUACUAUACUCUUGAAGGGAAAGAAAAGGAGGGACACUAUUUGUAUUGCUCUAGCCGAUGAGACUUGUGAUGAACCAAAGAUCAGGAUGAACAAGGUUGUUAGAUCUAACCUCAGAGUGAGGCUUGGGGAUGUUGUUUCAGUCCAUCAAUGCCAAGACGUCAAGUAUGGGAAGAGGGUUCACAUCUUGCCUAUCGAUGACACAAUCGAAGGAGUCACGGGGAAUCUGUUUGAUGCUUAUUUGAAGCCAUAUUUUCUGGAGGCAUAUCGUCCUGUGAGAAAAGGGGAUCUUUUCCUUGUCAGGGGAGGUAUGAGGAGUGUUGAAUUUAAGGUUAUAGAAACUGAUCCUGCAGAGUAUUGUGUUGUUGCUCCUGACACAGAGAUUUUCUGUGAGGGGGAGCCUAUAAAAAGGGAGGAUGAGGAUAGACUUGAUGAGGUGGGCUAUGAUGAUGUUGGAGGAGUUAGAAAACAGAUGGCUCAGAUAAGAGAGCUAGUGGAACUACCUCUUAGACACCCUCAAUUGUUUAAGUCAAUUGGUGUCAAGCCACCAAAAGGUAUUUUGUUGUAUGGGCCACCUGGUUCUGGGAAGACACUGAUAGCUAGAGCAGUCGCAAAUGAGACAGGAGCCUUUUUCUUCUGCAUUAAUGGCCCAGAAAUUAUGUCAAAACUAGCUGGUGAAAGCGAGAGCAAUCUGAGGAAGGCUUUUGAAGAGGCAGAGAAGAAUGCACCAUCAAUUAUAUUUAUUGAUGAGAUUGAUUCUAUUGCUCCUAAGAGAGAAAAAACUCAUGGGGAAGUUGAGAGGCGUAUAGUGUCUCAACUUCUGACGCUGAUGGAUGGGCUGAAAUCUCGUUCUCAUGUAAUUGUUAUUGGGGCUACAAACAGGCCAAACAGUAUUGAUCCAGCUCUUAGAAGAUUUGGUAGGUUUGACAGGGAAAUUGACAUUGGUGUCCCAGAUGAAGUUGGGCGUUUGGAAGUUCUUCGGAUCCAUACAAAGAACAUGAAGCUGGCUGAAGAUGUUGAUUUAGAAAGGAUUGCUAAGGACACUCAUGGAUAUGUAGGGGCUGACCUUGCUGCUCUAUGCACUGAAGCGGCCCUCCAGUGUAUACGUGAAAAGAUGGACAUAAUUGAUUUAGAGGAUGAAUCAAUUGACGCGGAGAUUCUCAACUCUAUGGCUGUCACAAAUGAACAUUUUAAGACUGCUCUUGGAUCAAGCAAUCCAUCUGCACUCCGUGAAACUGUCGUUGAAGUGCCAAAUGUCUCCUGGGAAGAUAUUGGUGGAUUGGACAACGUCAAGAGAGAACUGCAAGAGACUGUGCAAUAUCCAGUUGAGCAUCCUGAGAAGUUUGAGAAGUUUGGGAUGUCCCCCUCAAAGGGAGUAUUGUUUUAUGGGCCACCUGGUUGUGGAAAGACCUUAUUAGCUAAGGCCAUUGCUAAUGAAUGUCAAGCAAACUUCAUUAGUGUUAAGGGCCCUGAACUACUAACUAUGUGGUUCGGUGAGAGUGAAGCAAACGUACGGGAGAUCUUUGAUAAGGCUCGUCAAUCUGCACCAUGUGUUCUCUUUUUUGAUGAGCUUGACUCCAUUGCAACCCAGAGAGGUAGCAGUGUUGGUGAUGCAGGAGGUGCUGCUGACAGGGUUCUCAAUCAGUUACUUACAGAGAUGGAUGGCAUGAAUGCCAAGAAAACUGUGUUUAUUAUUGGGGCAACCAAUAGGCCUGACAUUAUUGAUCCUGCUUUACUUAGGCCAGGCCGUCUGGACCAAUUGAUUUAUAUUCCUUUACCAGAUGAGGCCUCUCGUUUUCAAAUUUUUAAAGCUUGCCUGAGAAAAUCUCCAGUAUCAAAAGAUGUUGACCUGAGGGCUCUUGCCAAGUACACUCAAGGAUUUAGUGGGGCUGAUAUUACAGAAAUUUGUCAGCGUGCAUGCAAGUAUGCCAUUAGAGAGAACAUUGAAAAGGAUAUUGAAAGAGAGAAGAGGAAGAGUGAGAAUCCUGAAGCAAUGGAAGAAGAUGAGACUGAUGAAGUAGCAGAGAUCAAAGCUGCUCACUUUGAAGAAUCGAUGAAGUUUGCUCGUAGGAGUGUCAGCGAUGCAGAUAUUCGGAAGUACCAAGCUUUUGCACAGACUUUGCAGCAGUCAAGGGGGUUCGGCAGCGAGUUCCGCUUUUCAGAGCGAUCUGAGUCCGCCGCUGGAGGUGCAGGAGCAGAUCCUUUUGCAACAUCAGCUGGUGCUGCCGACGAUGAUGAUUUAUACAGUUAAUUUAUGACAAAUCUUUUGUCGCUCUUUGUAAAACAUGGACUCUGGUACAAGUAGGGCGAUCAUCCUGUUUUAGUUUAUUCAAUCCCACGUGGGACUCAUCAAAAUGGCCUUAGGAUAUUUAUCAUCAUCCUGAAGAAUACCAGGACCAGGGCAUGGUUGGUCGUGGGCCACAUCCCCCAGCCAUGGUUGCAAUUGAUUUUCUUAAUAUCCAAGUAAAACUUUUUGAAAGUAUUAUUAUAUUGCUUUAGGGUUUA